AUGCGGUUCCUUUGCCUCCACGGCUACGCUCAAAGUGCCGAUGUCCUCAAAGAGAUGAUGGAAGAAAUUACAGAGCAUCUCCCCAGCAACUGGGAAUACGAGUACUUUGAGGCAGGAAUGGAGCCAUCUAAGCUAGUACUACCCAACUUGGACCAAGUCCCUUUGCCAAACUCCUGUUGGUGGAAUUAUCCGUUUUCUGAGGAUAUACAGAAUGCCUUAGACCGUCUUGUCUCUUUUAUCGAAUCCGAAGGACCCUUUGAUGGGCUAUGGGGCUUCUCCCAAGGCGCUUCCAUGGCCACCCUGCUACUAUUAGAACACCAGAAAGUGAGUACCGGUACUCACGACUGGCCUUUCAAAAUGGUCAUCUACAAUUCGACCUUUCUCCCAUAUCGUCUCGAUUCCGGUUCAAUCACAUGGGACAAGACGGAAAAUGGCCAACUACAGGCAACUUAUCAUCCUGGCGAACUCGACGCCUCGUUUGGCAAGAAAGACAUCGACUGGAAGCAGGAUGAACGCGCCGUGUAUGACUACCAGGUGCUCAAGAGCAAAAGGGUGCAAGACGAGGGCCCCUUUCCAGUCAAGCUCCUACUCAAGUAUCGACCCCAAGAUGUCCCAGACAAGCUGACCGUGCCGUCCGUCCACGUGCGAGGUGCCAAAGACGAAUACUUCUUUGUCAACGACUCAGUCUCUGAGCUUUUUGAUCCCGCGACAUCCAAGAAGAUGACGCAUCGUGGCGGCCACCACUUUCCCCGGUUUACAGACGAGCUGGUGAAUUUCGCUGAAUUGAUCGUCGAGACAGCUGCCUCCCUUAUCUAG
Molecule: messenger RNA, 816 nt
Organism: Trichoderma asperellum CBS 433.97
Lineage: Eukaryota; Fungi; Ascomycota; Sordariomycetes; Hypocreales; Hypocreaceae
Biological process (GO): secondary metabolic process
Cellular component (GO): nucleus; cytoplasm
Molecular function (GO): hydrolase activity
Source: RefSeq, a predicted model, not a curated record